CAGAUAUAGGAUUUACAGAGAAAUUAGGGAGCGAUAGAUAAAUGUGAUCCCUUUAGAUAUUAAGCUGCCGACGAUUUGCGACGGAAUAGGAAGCGAGGAAAGGGUUUCCGCAAGAUUCUUCAGCGUCUGAUUGAUUUGCAAAAAUCCACAUUGAACAAUCACAACAACAAGCAUACGUAUCAUUACUGUUGCUAAUUUAGAUUCUUGUUUUUGUUUUUUUGGGGAGACAGAGAUAUAUAGAAAAGGAGAGAGUUCUUCAAUUUUUCUAUUUACAAGAUGAAGACGACGAAAGGAGGCAAAGUUAUGAACCCCACUGAUGCAUAUCGUAAGGAGCUCCGCAAGAAGGAACUAAAACGGAACAAAAAAGAAAGAAAGAAGGUGAGGGAGGUGGGUAUUUUGAAGAAGGAUCCUGAGGUGCUUAGGGAGCAAAUAGAGAAGUUGGAAUUGAUGAAGGCUGAUGGUGCUUUGGAUAAAGCAAGAAAACACAAGAAGAGACAACUUGAGGAUACACUUAACCUGGUUAUAAAAAAGAGAAAGGAGUAUGAAGAGAAGAUGAAGGAGAAGGGCGAAACCCCAGUCAUGUUCAGUCAUUUGGGGCCACCUCGGAGGAGAACAUCUGCAGAAGAAGAAGAGAGAGUCAAGCACCCUAAACCUGAAGACUCUGUCUAUUAUCACCCUACACUGAAUCCUACCGGGGCCCCACCACCGGGAAAGCCUCCUAUGUAUAAGUCAUCCAUAGGGCCCCGGAUUCCCUUAUCUGCUGCUUCAUCAUCCUCAAAUACAGAGUCAGAGGAUGCUGCCUUAGCAGUGCCUCCCCCGCCACCUCCCCCACCUCCUCCGUUGCCAGAAAGCACUAACUUGGCCUCUGAGGAUAACUCUAUUAUAGCUGCUUCCUUGCCCCUACCUCCUCCUCCUCCAUUGCCACCGAAGCCUCCUGCACCAGGCUUGGGUGUGUCACUGCCUCCACCUCCUCCGGGCCCCCCACCAAAAGACCAAGUUGCAAGUCACACCUUACUACCACCACCUCCACCCCUCCAACAGUCUGCUCAGCCACCUCCACCUGGCACCAACGAAAUUGAACAUGAGAGAAAUUCAUCUACUUUGUCAGAUGAACCAUCCUCCAAAGAAACAGUUCAGGUGCCUACUGUACUCCCUCCACCACCACCUCCUCCUGGUAUGCUGCUGAAGGCAGCCAGCAGUCAGUCUGAAGGUGCCUCAUCUGAAGUCAAUGGCAAUAAUCUGACAGCAACUAAGGAUAAUCUUAACAUGGUUCCCCCACCACCACCUCCACGGCAACCACCUCCUGUUCCUGGGCCAACCGUGAUACCUACAUUACAGUCUGAUGUAUUACCUCCAGGAAUAUCACAUUUGCCCCUACCCCCUCCUCCACCUCCACCAGGUAUGCGGGCACCAGUGGCUGCUCCUGGACUUGCAGGCCAAGUGGCUCCUCCAGGAGUAAUGGUUCCACUAAUUCCAAGACCACCAUAUGGUCUUCCCCCCGGACCUCCCCCAAUGAUGAGGCCACCUCUUCCACCUGGUCCUCCUCCUACCUUACAAGAAGAUGCUUCAGUGAGGCCAACUGUUCCUCAGAAGCCAUCUUAUGUCAAAUCUGCUGCACCCACUGUUGUUAAGAGGCCACUAGCACAGCACACUCCUGAACUUACAGCUAUGGUUCCUGCUUCAGUUCGAGUAAGGAGAGAGACUGCUCUCCCAAAAUCAAAACCCAAGCCAACAGUUUCUACUGCAGCAGCAGCAGCAGCUACCAGACCAGCAGCUUCUACCAUCAUGAAGCCAGAGUCCACUAACUUGCCAUCAGCUUCAAAGACUCAGAGUAUUGAUGACUCAUAUAUGGCCUUUUUGGAGGACAUGAAAGCACUUGGCGCGCUUGAUGCUUGAUCUCAGCAUUGCAGGCUAGAGGGAGAAAGAAAAAGGAACCCAAGGCAACGAAGUGUACAGGUUAAUGUGCUGGAACAGAUGCUUGAUCAGAAAAAUUUGUUGUUGCCGGUGGCCUUGGUUCCAUCUCGGUCAUUGGGUUUAGGAACUCAACAUUGUAUCGUUAAUCCAUUUUCCUGUUGAUAGAACCCCUCAAUACGUGAAGUGGGUGUGAAUGGGGCCAAUUUUUCCAAGUGGAGGGUGGAUAUAUCAACGGGAACAAGGGGGAUAACUGUACUUCAUUGAAAUUCAAUAUUUGGUUUACAUUCUCAAUUUUUUUUUAACGACUGCCAACUGAAUUUUAUAUGUAUUACUUGUCUGGUUUAUAACUUUCCAGGAUGUAAUUCCAUUAUAUGUUGACUGUACUGUUCAA
Messenger RNA from Hevea brasiliensis (rubber tree), 2305 nucleotides. Its product is annotated as protein EARLY FLOWERING 5. The record is from RefSeq and is a predicted model, not a curated record. The transcript is spliced from 9 exons. Gene Ontology annotation, cellular component: spliceosomal complex. Lineage: Eukaryota; Viridiplantae; Streptophyta; Magnoliopsida; Malpighiales; Euphorbiaceae. Gene Ontology annotation, biological process: mRNA cis splicing, via spliceosome. The coding region runs from base 277 to 1896 and encodes 539 amino acids.